UUUUAAAUUAAAUUUCCAUGUCAAGGAGAUACGAUUAGAAAACCAAUACUUUCACACCAGAUGGCAGAUUGAAAUAAGUGGAAUAUGCAAUUGAAGCUAUCAAUUAAACUGGGUCAGCACUUGGCAUUUUAACUAAUGAAGGAAUGAUUUUAGCCACAGAGAAAUAGGAAGUGUCACAUUUAUUGGAACACUCAAAGCACUCUGAAAAGAUUUAUCCUAUUGAUAGACACAUAUUUUCUGUAGUUUCAGGCCAUACAGCUGAUGCAAAUAUUUUAAUUAAUUAUGCAAGAGAAGCAGCAGCAAAUCAUAGGUAUUAACUUAAGUCAUAAUCUAGAUAUUAGUUUUAGGAUAAUAUUGGAUUAGAAUAAUUAAUUAUAAAUAUUUGUGAUUACAAAUAAAAUAAAACUUAAGUAGGUGGACAAAGGCCUUUUGGUACAGCAUUUCUUUUUGCCGGAUAUGACAAAGAAAAUGGUUUCUAAUUAUUUAGCACCGACCCAUCAGGAAAUUAUGCUGGAUGGAAAGCCACAGCAAUUGGAAAGAAUAAUUUGGCAGCAAAUAGUUAUUUGAAAUAAGAUUAUAAGGAUAAUUUAACUUUAGAUUAAGUUUUAUAAUUAUUUAAUAUUAUAGGGAUUAGACAUUGCAAUUAAGGCACUUGUAAAAACUAUGGAUACAUCCUCCCCAUAACCAUCCAAAAUUGAGAUUGUUGUCAUUAGCAAAUUAGGCAAAGAAGUAAAAAGCAAAACUUAUAAUGAAAAAGAAGUUUUAGCUUUACUUCAAAAAAAUGGAUUUAGUAAUGAGCAAAUGUAACAAGAGUGAAAUAUUAUUCAAAAUAG
This is a messenger RNA of Paramecium octaurelia, 833 nucleotides long. NCBI's taxonomy places the organism in Eukaryota, Ciliophora, Oligohymenophorea, Peniculida, Parameciidae. The record is from the annotation of a GenBank genome assembly.